Messenger RNA from Prunus dulcis (almond), 1729 nucleotides. Its product is annotated as 4-hydroxy-3-methylbut-2-enyl diphosphate reductase, chloroplastic. Gene Ontology annotation, biological process: isopentenyl diphosphate biosynthetic process, methylerythritol phosphate pathway; dimethylallyl diphosphate biosynthetic process. NCBI's taxonomy places the organism in Eukaryota, Viridiplantae, Streptophyta, Magnoliopsida, Rosales, Rosaceae. The transcript is spliced from 10 exons. Gene Ontology annotation, molecular function: 4-hydroxy-3-methylbut-2-enyl diphosphate reductase activity; metal ion binding. The coding region runs from base 140 to 1525 and encodes 461 amino acids. The record is from RefSeq and is a predicted model, not a curated record.
ACAAAUAAUUAUAUAAAAACACGAAAUAUUCAUGGAGCACAAGCACAUUGUUGGUCUGUAGAUAAAACGAACACCACGAGUGCCAAUCCCACCAGUCUCUCUCUCUCCACGCGCCUUUCCUUCUCUCUCCCUCUCUGCCAUGGCGAUCACUCUCCACCUCUGCCGCCUUCCAUAUCGCACCGAUCUAUUCUUCUCCGAAAGCAUCGCCGGAAAGGUCUCUCUGAGUCGCCGGAAACUCAUCUCCGUCCGAUGCUCCGGCGACUCCUCCUCUUCGGCUGCCGUCGAGUCCGAUUUCGACGCCAAGGUCUUCAGGAAGAACCUCACUCGAAGCAAGAACUACAAUCGCAGAGGCUUCGGCCACAAAGAAGCGACCCUCGAGCUCAUGAAUCGCGAGUACACCAGUGAUAUUAUAAAGACGUUGAAGGAGAACGGGUUCGAGUACACGUGGGGAAAUGUGACGGUGAAGCUCGCCGAGGCGUACGGCUUCUGUUGGGGCGUUGAGAGAGCCGUCCAGAUUGCUUACGAGGCCAGAAAGCAGUUUCCUGAUGAAAGGAUUUGGAUUACAAACGAGAUCAUCCACAAUCCAACCGUCAAUAAGCGAUUGGAAGAGAUGAAGGUGGAGAACAUCCCAAUAGAGGAAGGGGAGAAGCAAUUUGAGGUGGUGAACAAGGGUGAUGUGGUCAUUUUGCCUGCUUUUGGAGCUGGAGUGGAUGAGAUGCUCAACUUGAGUAACAGAAAUGUUCAAAUUGUUGACACUACUUGCCCAUGGGUUUCCAAGGUUUGGAAUACUGUGGAGAAGCACAAGAAAGGAGACUACACAUCAAUAAUUCAUGGUAAAUAUGCUCAUGAGGAAACUGUAGCCACUGCUUCUUUUGCUGGGAAGUACGUUAUAGUGAAAAACAUGGAUGAGGCAACAUAUGUGUGUGACUAUAUUCUUGGUGGUGAACUGAAUGGAUCUAGCUCAACUAGAGAGGCGUUUCUAGAGAAAUUUAAAAAGGCACUUUCUCCGGGGUUUGAUCCGGACAGAGACCUAGUAAAAGUUGGCAUUGCGAAUCAGACUACGAUGCUUAAGGGGGAGACAGAAGAGAUUGGAAAAUUAGUUGAGAAGACCAUGAUGCGUAGGCAUGGAGUGGAAAAUAUCAAUGACCACUUUGUCAGCUUCAACACAAUAUGUGAUGCGACUCAAGAGCGACAAGAUGCAAUGUACAAGCUUGUUGAGGAAAAGCUAGAUCUUUUGUUAGUCAUUGGUGGGUGGAACUCGAGUAACACCUCUCACCUACAAGAGAUUGCAGAAGAGCGUGGAAUUCCCUCAUAUUGGGUUGACAGCGAGAAGAGAAUAGGCCCUGGAAACAGAAUAGCUUAUAAACUCAAUCACGGCGAGUUGGUUGAGAAAGAGAACUGGCUUCCUCAAGGUCCUAUCACUAUUGGUGUGACAUCUGGUGCCUCUACUCCAGAUAAGGUCGUUGAAGACACUCUUAUCAGGGUUUUCGACCUCAAGCGUGAAGAAGCCCUUCAACUAGCGUAAUCUAAGUUAGGCAUCAUCACUACACAGUAGCCCAGUUCAUCACAGCUUUAUAAUUGUAUAAUCAAGAUGAAAGUCCUUACUGUAUCUUUAUGUUGUAAGGCUCCAAGACCCUAGAAAUGUAAUUGCUGUAUCUUAUAGAGGUCAAGGUUUUAUUUCUGGAACGUCUUCCUGAUAUGCGGAGCAACUAUUUGUCAUUGGUGAGAA